AUGAAAGAUGGGCCACUCAGCGGCCCUACCGUGAUUUCCGACGAGCGUAAAUUCCAGUCGGCGUCUAUGGUCACAUCAACUUUACAUUCGCCACGAUCGAUCCAGAUACCUGCAAAGUGUUGCCGCUUGGCUGCUCUGAAACACUACGACAAGGAUCUUAGGGUGAUGAUCGCCAAGGGAACAGUUUUCCCUGAUAUAACAGCCUCCGAAGAGAAGCAAGACAAAUUCAUCGCUUCUUUGAUCCCUUUUAUGUCCACCCAUGUUUUUGAUGGCAUAGAUCUAGAUUGGGAAUACCCCAUAGCGGACGACCCCAACGGAAAGCUGGAAGACUUCCAGAACUUCCCCAAAUUCAUGGCAUCCGACCGAAAUCUCCAUCAUUUCGAUUUCGAAGCCCUUGAAAAACAUGUUCCAUUUUUCAAUAUCAUGUAA
This is a messenger RNA of Penicillium robsamsonii, 429 nucleotides long. Its product is annotated as Chitinase II. The record is from RefSeq and is a predicted model, not a curated record. Gene Ontology annotation, molecular function: hydrolase activity, hydrolyzing O-glycosyl compounds. NCBI's taxonomy places the organism in Eukaryota, Fungi, Ascomycota, Eurotiomycetes, Eurotiales, Aspergillaceae. Bases 1 to 429 code for a protein of 142 amino acids. The transcript has 2 exons. Gene Ontology annotation, biological process: carbohydrate metabolic process.